AUGGCUGCAGCUGCGGCGGGAUCGGGUGGCCUGUUCAGGUUUCUGCGCCCGGGAUCUCGACCGCAGUCGACGGACGUAUCCGCGGCUCUCGCCUGGGGCGUCGCCGCCGCCACCGGUGGCCUUUGGCUCAUCCAGGUGCGCAUCUCCCAUCCUCCUCCAUUCAACGACAUUUCCGGGGUUGGAUCGACCAUUGUCCGUCUUAGUUGUGGGAUAUACUCCGGUGGUGUUCGGAUGUAAGGAUUUAUCCGUUGAGGUUCGAUCGCUCGACUGCUUUGCAAUCCAGAUGAGUCUACUUGCGACAUUUGAAAUCUAGUAUCAGAUCCGUUUCGCAUGUUAGUGGAGGCGUCGACCGAUUGCGGAAAUCCUUUAGGCGAUGACGUCUCGGCCGAUUGUAUCGAGGAUGGUGGCAUCCACCGUGUUUUUGCAAAGGGUGGAACAUCCAGCAGUCUAGACCCUGAAUAGUAUAGAUAGGCACGGAGACAUGGCGUAGAGACGGAAAUCUUUUUACUAAUUCAUGGGUUGAGUCUCCUCCCAGACCUUGCAGUCUCGGUAUCUUCCUAAUUUCUUUGCAAGUAUAUCAUGCACCUUGAAAUAGUAGUUAAUCAGUUUGCGCCGACUAGACUAUUUCCGGCGGCAUGUUGGGUAGGGUAGCCGCGACGAAGUCCACGCUUGUCGUUCCCAUGAUAACAAUGAGAAACCACAUGAUCCACUGAUGGCGCCAGUAUUUCAACUCCUGACAGAAGUUACAUCCGGUCACCGUUCAAUGGCUCAUUCGUCAUUCCCACCUUCUUUUAGACUUAUAUCAUACUUAGUUUAAUGCCAGAAUGGUCUCACCUUAUGAUCCCAAUGAUGAAUCCCAUAAGUUUUUUAAUUUCUUGUUCAUUACUUCGUCCUUCGAUUGUGCAUGACGUUGUUAUUUGUUCUUGGGAAAUCAAAUGCCCAUGAAACUUACAUUUGAAACUUGGGAAACAUCUGCUUCCUCUUCGGUUGUAUUCUUCUUCUCUUUGGAUCUAUUUUAAACGCAGAUAGAACCAGUUUGCAUCGAACACGAAUUCUGCGGCAUUGAAGACAGUAAAAAACUGGAAGACGUUCCCAGCCGUCAAUCACCCGAGAGAAGAUGAACCUGAGCUUAUCCAGCGAGAACCGGUUCAGUAUCCAGUCGGACAUUGAAAACAUGCUUGAAUGUGGGAAUUGUGCAGGAGAUUAAUGGGCAUAGAGAUUCCAUUCCGCGGGAAAGUUAUCCCGGGUACUUGCUUGGGUUGAGAUUGCCAUAGCUCCUACUCAUUGCUAGGAAAGCCCAUUCUUUUCGCAUUGCGGCGAUUGCUUUCCAUGCGUUCGAAUUUUUUUUCACCAUAACGGGAGGAAUGGUGGGAACCCGUUAGACUUGUGAAGGUUUUUUUUUGGGGCCGCUGCUGUGUCUCUGACUUUCUUCUAGGUUUUCCGGGCACAGGACACACUGGCCGUGUUUAAUUCAUUGAUUCUGUUGUCUGUUAUCCUCUUUGAAUCGUGGUCUCUUCUCUUUUUUUUUGUAUCAUAUUUAUUCACGGAUGAUGCCUAUCUUUGGUAUUCACAGUGACUUGACUCCUCAAUCUUAUUCUGGAAACCUAUUAACUGACUAUAAAUUGAUGGUUCUUAGUUAAUCUGAUUCUGUUCAUCCUGUGUUUACCUACUUGGUCUUCCAUUUUCAGCCUUUUGAUUGGCUGAAGAAGCAACUCUUCGAGAAGCCCAACCCCGAAGAAUGA
This is a messenger RNA of Spirodela intermedia, 1742 nucleotides long. NCBI's taxonomy places the organism in Eukaryota, Viridiplantae, Streptophyta, Magnoliopsida, Alismatales, Araceae. The record is from the annotation of a GenBank genome assembly.